Molecule: messenger RNA, 3407 nt
Organism: Cornus florida
Lineage: Eukaryota; Viridiplantae; Streptophyta; Magnoliopsida; Cornales; Cornaceae
Product: MDIS1-interacting receptor like kinase 1-like
Exons: 2
Coding region: 133-3207 (1024 amino acids)
Biological process (GO): protein phosphorylation
Molecular function (GO): protein binding; ATP binding; protein kinase activity
Source: RefSeq, a predicted model, not a curated record
UAUUUUUCAAACACAAACUAAUCAACCAAUCUUCUCGCCCUUACUUCUCAUAUAACCCACACUUUCUCUCUCCCAAUAUCACACAAGCAAAAAUGAUGGAAAUCUAAGAGAUAAACCAUCCAGACAGCAAUUAUGAAGAACAACAAUAUGAAGUUUCAAACCCUGUUGUUGUUGUUUUUGUUCUACUGUUACAUUGGUUAUGCUAAGGUAACUGAGAAAGCUGUCUUGACUGAUCAAGUAUCGGUUCUACUAUCGAUAAAAGUAGGGCUCAUCGACCCCUUUAAUCAGCUUCAAGAUUGGGAACUGCCAAAGAAUGGGUUGGGGAACAAUUCAAUUCCCUGUAAUUGGAAAGGGGUGUGGUGCAACUCCAAUGGUGCUGUCUGGAAGCUCGAUCUCUCCCACAUGAAUCUCAAUGGCACCAUAUCGGAUGACAUCCAACAGUUGCAGAGUCUCACUUCUCUCAACUUAUGCUGCAAUGGGUUCUCGUCAUCAUUGCCACAAUCUAUAACCAAUCUUGCUGCACUGAAGAGCCUUGAUGUGAGCCAAAAUUCCUUUGUCAAUAGCUUUCCAAUGGGUCUCGGAAGGGCAACUGGGCUAACGACAUUAAAUGCUUCGAGCAACAACUUCUCAGGUUAUCUCCCUGAGGAUCUUGGAAAUGCAACUUUGCUUGAAAGCCUAGAUGUCAGAGGGAACUUCUUCCAAGGUUCAAUUCCGAAAUUCUUCAAGAACUUGGGGAAGUUGAAGUAUCUUGGCCUUGCUGGGAAUAAUUUCACAGGCCGAAUACCCCCAGAGCUUGGUCAACUUUCAUCACUUGAGACUAUAAUUCUCGGGUACAAUGAAUUCGAAGGUGGAAUCCCAGCUGAACUUGGAAAUCUCACCAAUCUCAAGUAUCUUGACUUGGCCGUCGGCAGUCUUGGCGGCUCAAUUCCUGCUGAAUUGGGGAGACUAAGACAACUAAAUACUGUUUUCUUGUAUAAGAACAAUUUUGAAGGCAAGAUACCAGCUGCGAUCAGUAAUAUUACCUCGUUACAGUGGUUGGAUCUUUCUGAUAAUUUGUUAUCAGGAGAGAUUCCACCUGAGAUAGCUCAGUUGAAGAACUUGCAGCUCUUGAAUCUGAUGUGCAACAAGUUGUCAGGUCCAGUUCCUUCUGGACUAGGAGGGUUGACUCAACUGGAAGUGCUUGAGCUAUGGAACAAUUCCUUGUCAGGUCCUCUGCCGAGUGAUCUUGGCCAUAAUUCACCAUUGCGGUGGUUGGAUAUAUCGUCAAAUUCGUUCUCUGGUGAAAUUCCUGCCAGCUUGUGCAAUUCAGGUAACCUCACAAAGCUCAUCCUUUUCAACAAUGCUUUAUCUGGUCCAAUUCCUACGGGGUUGUCAAAAUGUACGUCCCUAGUUCGUGUUCGUAUACAGAAUAAUAUUCUUUCCGGGACAAUCCCAGUAGGGUUUGGCAAACUUGGGAAGCUUCAGAGGCUGGAACUAGCGAAUAAUAGCCUCACUGGCCAAAUCCCAGAUGACAUUGCUUCUUCUACAUCACUCUUAUUCAUUGAUUUCUCUCGGAAUCACCUCCAAUCCUCUCUACCUUCCUCCAUUCUGUCCAUUCCAAAUCUACAAAACUUCAUGGCCUCAAAUAAUGAAUUAGAAGGUGAAAUCCCAGAUCAGUUCCAGGACUAUCCAUCACUUUCAGUGCUGGAUCUCUCAUCAAAUCAUUUCACUGGAAGCAUUCCGGAAAGUAUUGCUUCCAGCGAAAAAUUGGUAAAUUUGAAUCUUCGAAACAAUCAGUUAACUGGGCUAAUCCCAAGCACAAUAGCAACGAUGCCCACGUUAUCUGUUCUCGAUCUAUCAAACAAUUCUCUUACUGGUGGGAUCCCUGAAAAUUUUGGUAACUCUCCAGCCUUAGAAAUGCUAAAUGUCUCUCACAACAAGCUAGAGGGGCCUGUGCCUGAUAAUGGUGUACUUAGAACAAUAAAUCUAGAUGAUCUUGCUGGUAAUGUCGGUCUCUGUGGUAGCGUGCUCCCUCCAUGCUCUCAAAAUUCAGCAUACACAUCAAGGCAGAAGAGCUUGCAUGCAAAACACAUUAUUGCUGGUUGGGUCAUUGGAAUUUCAUCACUUUUGGCUAUUGUGAUGGCAGUUUUUGGUGCUCAGUCUCUAUACAAAAGGUGGUAUUUAAAUGGAACUUGUUUCGAACAAAGAUUCAAAUUGGGCAAAGGAGAGUGGCCUUGGAGAUUAAUGGCAUUCCAGAGGCUUGGAUUCACGAGUAAUGACAUUCUAGCCUGCAUCAAAGAAUCGAAUGUGAUCGGAAUGGGAGCAACAGGGAUCGUUUACAAGGCAGAGAUGCAACGAUUGAAUACAAUUGUGGCAGUUAAGAAGUUGUGGAGUUCAACGAAUGAUAUUGAAAUGGGAAGCAGUGAUGAUCUCGUGGGGGAGGUGAAUCUCUUGGGGAGGUUAAGGCAUCGAAAUAUAGUAAGGUUAUUAGGAUUUCUACAUAAUGAUAUCGAUGCAAUGAUACUUUAUGAGUAUAUGCAGAAUGGAAGCCUAGGAGAAACUUUACAUGGCAAACAAGCAGAGAGGUUGCUGGUAGACUGGGUCUCGCGAUACAACAUAGCAGUUGGAGUUGCGCAAGGGCUCGCUUACCUCCACCAUGACUGUCAUCCUCCAAUCAUCCACCGGGAUGUCAAGUCAAACAACAUACUGCUUGAUGCGAACCUUGAGGCCAGGAUUGCUGAUUUUGGGUUGGCAAGGAUGAUGCUUAAGAGGGAUGAGACAGUCUCAAUGGUUGCUGGAUCCUACGGAUACAUCGCUCCUGAGUACGGAUAUAUGCUGAAGGUUGAUGAAAAAAGUGAUAUCUACAGCUAUGGAGUUGUUCUGAUGGAGCUUUUAUCAGGAAAACGGCCAUUAGAUCCUGAGUUUGGAGAGUCAAUUGACAUUGUCGAAUGGAUUAGAAAAAAGAUUAGAGAUAACAGGUCUUUAGAAGAAGCACUAGACCCCACUAUAGGAAAUUGCAGAUAUGUCCAAGAAGAAAUGCUCUUAGUCUUGCGGAUAGCAAUUCUCUGUACGGCCAAACUCCCCAAGGACAGACCCCACAUGAGGGAUGUUAUAACAAUGCUUGGAGAAGCAAAGCCUCGGAGGAAAAGCAGCAGCAGCAGUGGCGGAGAUGUUGCUAACAAAGAUAAGCCAAUCUUUAGCACAUCGCCUGUAAAUGUUCUUCUGUAACAACAGAAUCAAGUUCAUCCAAGGCAUCCUGUUUAAUUCUUCCUUUGUAUGUAAAAGUUUCUUUGUUGAAUUUGUAAUCACUUGUUCGACUUGGACCUAUCUAGCCGUUUACCUGUAACCUUUCACUAUUUUUUGUCAUAAGCAACUAAGAUUACACAAUCUUGUUGUACCCAAUAUUAGAAUAACAAAUUUGUUAUUUC